Molecule: messenger RNA, 2706 nt
Organism: Triticum dicoccoides
Lineage: Eukaryota; Viridiplantae; Streptophyta; Magnoliopsida; Poales; Poaceae
Exons: 2
Coding region: 1-2517 (838 amino acids)
Cellular component (GO): membrane
Source: RefSeq, a predicted model, not a curated record
AUGGCGGCGAAGUCGCUUGUGCACACUGCGUUGGAGUACAGCCUGCAGAAGUACCUCCUGCUGCUAGCCACCAUGGUGAUUACCGUCACUUACGCCGCUGGCUUCAACCCGCCAGGAGGCGUCUGGCAGGUGACCCAUGAGGGCAAACUUGCCGGCGACCCCAUCAUCCUCGAAACCCACUACCACCGGUACCUCUCCUUUUACUACUGUAACGCCACUGCAUUCGGUGCAUCCCUCGUGGUCAUCGUCUCCAUCGUCAUCUUUACCGUCCGGCACAACAAGGAGAAGGAGAGGGGGGAGAUGGACCCCUUACAGCCCGUCAUGCUGCUGCGGGUCUUCAUGGUGCUAGUCGUGCUCAGCCUCAUGGGCGCCUACGGCACCGGCACAUGCCGGGACAAGAGCUCCACCGUCUACUUUGUGGUGCUGGUGGCCGCCGUCUUGCUCUACAUCCUCGUUCUCAAGUUGAUGGACUACUGCUGGGGCAAGAACUCCGACUCCGGCGGCACGAUUCCAGCCCACAUCCUCAUCUCUGACCCCACAGUCAGAGAAGAGGAGGAGCGGCUCCGCCACCGCCAGGCCCUGGAGAAGCUCAAAGCCCAAGAACGGCUCCGCAAGCUCCUGAUGCUCCUGGCGACGUUCGCGGUGAGCAUCACCUACUCCGCCGGGCUGAACACUCCGGGUGGCUUCUGGGACAGCACUGGGGGCGGCCACCACCCCGGCGAUGUGAUUCUCAAGGACCACCACAACGUGCGCCUGACGGUAUUCUUACUCUGCAACACCACGGCGUUCGUGGCGUCCCUGCUCAUCAUUAUGCUGCUCAUCGUCAACAGCAGGAAGCUCCAUGCUCUGUCUCUCGUGCUCUAUGCGUGCAUUGUCGUCACGCUUGUCGGCCUCGUCGGCGCAUAUGUCGCUGGCAGCAGCAGGAAGACCAGUACCACCGCCCAGGUGGUCGGCCUGGCCGGCGGCGCCGUGGCAUUGGCAUACAUCCUACGCUAUACUUUACCGUCAAAAUCCUUGUCUUGUUGUUCCAGUGGAGAAACACGAUUUCCUGCAACUCACCACAGUGCUGGGGAGGCUCUGGACAAGGCUCACCCUCUUGUUGUACUCCUCGCCACUCUUGCCGCCACCAUCACCUACACAGCAGGGUUGGACCCGCCGGGUGGCCUUUGGCAGGACGACGGCGACGGGCACAUGGCCGGCGAUCCCAUCCUCCUCACGACCAACGCUGGGAGGUACAGGGCCUUCUUUUACUGCAACUCCGUUGCAUUCGUGACCUCCUUGGUGGUCAUCGUCCUGGUCCAGAUGGGGAAUCUGGUUAGGCACCGUCUGCUCUUGACAGCCAUGAUACUGAACCUGUUUGGCCUUAUUGGUGCGUAUGCUGCCGGGAGCUGCCGGGACGUGAGCACCUCCAUUUACGCCAUGGCCUUGACAGGUGCCGUCCUGGUCUAUGUGGUGAUGCAUAUUGUCUUCUUCACGCUGGACCACAAGGACAAGAAAGACAAUUAUCAAGAAGAACAGUUGCUGGAGAAGAGGCGCAAACGGUUGCUCCUCUUUGCGGUCUUGGCAGCGACCAUCACCUACCAAGCCGGCCUCACCCCUCCCGGCGGAUUCUUGCUCCAAGACAAGCUCGGGCACCACGCUGGCGACCCGGUCCUCUUGUACAACUACCCGCGCCGCUACAAUGCCUUCUUCUACUCCAACUCGGUGAGCUUCAUGCUGUCCAUCACCCUCAUCAUCCUCUUGGUGAACCCCAACCUGUAUAGGCCAGCCAUACGUAGCAAUGCGCUAUCUGUUUGUAUGGUGGUGGGCUUGUUUUGUUCUAUGGGGGCCUACGCUGCCGGAAGCACGCAACACCGCAAGAUGUCCAUUUACGUCUUCUCGUUGGUGGCCGUGGUUCUCUACUCUGUACUCGCACUGCUGCUAGUAUUUUUACUGAGGCGGGAUUUGGAUUGGGACGAAGAACAAGGGAAGAAGGUUAAAGAAAAGAAGUGGGAUUGGGAUCAAGAAGAAAGGAAGAAGCAUGCGAGGCGCAAGAACCUGAUGCUGCUAGGCAUUCUGGUGGCGAGCGUAGCCUACCAGGCCGGGCUGAAACCGCCUGGCGGGGCGUGGCAGAGCAACGACAACGGGUAUGAGGCGGGCAACCCAGUGAUGCACGACAUGAGAAGUCCCCGGUACCUCGCCUUCUUUUACAGCAACUCCAUUUCCUUCAUGGCCUCCAUAGUUGUCAUCGUCAUGUUGCUACCGCGAUGGCUGCCACAUAAGAAGGAAGAAGAAUGGGAGAAACGGUCGCUGAGGGUGAUGAACUGGACGAUCCGACUGGGUUUGGUUACUCUCCUUGUUGCCUAUGCAGCCGGCUCCAACAGGGGGUGGAAGACGUCUGUUUAUGUCGUCAUGCUCAUCCUUGCUGUGCUGGGCUACUUUGCAAUCCAUAUAAUACUAUGGCGUAGCAAACUCAGAAGGAGAUUUGCAGCGAGAAGACCCGAGGCAUGGCUUCUGCAGCGUAGCUAUAGUAUGUGAGAGCAAUUGCUCGUCUGAGCUGAACGUUUUUGACACUAGUGUAGUGUUAAAAACGUUCUUAUAUUUUGGGACAGAGGGAGUAUUUAUUUAUUCCUAUCUCUAGAUCUCUAAUCACCUUCCCUCUUUCUAUUUGCUCAAGGGUUUCAUCAAAAAGCUUCCCUGUUUCUAGAUUCCUGCUCUAGUUGAUGU